GCUGCAGAGGAUUCUAAAAAACCAGUGGCGAUUAGCGUAGAACAGCCAACCGUUGCAAAAGCUGUGAGUCCGUACCUAUUCGAAGGCGACAUCUUUCUGUCGAAGAAACAAGCUAUCAAUAUUCUCAAAGAAGCGUCCGAUACUUCCCAGUCGGGGACAAAAGGGAGAGGUCGUCGGUCAUUUGACGCAAGCCCUGAGUCCAAGUGGCCUAUCACUGCCCCAAUUAAAUAUCGGUUUCAUGACAGUCUCAGUGUGUUCAUUAAAAUAUCAUAUGAGUUGAUUGACACUUCCAAGCCCAAGAGAACGUUUUAUCUUUCAGAUUUCUACGCUAUUUCUAACAUCAUCAAAGCACUUCAGUAUUGGGAGAGCGUUACAUGCUUAACAUUUGAAAACGCUCCUGAUGUUGUUGAAGCUGAAGACUUUAUCGAGUUCUUCCAAGGACAAGGCUGUUAUUCAAUGAUCGGUAGAAAUGGAGGAAGGCAAGGUGUUUCUAUAGGAGAGAACUGCGUUAAAGAAGGUGUAAUCGAGCACGAGAUUGGCCAUGCUAUAGGACUUUGGCAUGAACAGAGUCGUCCUGACGCACAAUCCUAUAUCAAAGUUCUAUCAGAUUUCAUCCUCCCAUCGUAUGUUAGUGACUUUAUGCAACGAGAAAAAAACAUAGAUACGCUUGGAAUACCUUACGAUCUUGGAUCAGUGAUGCAUUACGGUAGCACAGCAUUUAGCGCUGAUCAAACUAGCAAGACGCUCGUGACGCGCGAUCCUCUCUAUCAGAGUACGAUUGGACAACGGGAAACAUUGUCAUUUCUCGAUGUGGAGAUAAUCAAUAAGGCUUACUGUUCAGACCGCUGUCCUGGCCCGCACAUCUGUAAGAAUGGCGGCUAUCCCCACCCAAAACACUGCAAUGUAUGCUUGUGCCCAAAUGGACUCUCUGGUUUAACUUGCGAAGAAUUUGAGCCUCCGAAAAGUAUGCUAGUAUAUGUCUUGCUCACCUUUGCCGUUAAACAUUCAAAGAAGCCAAAUGUGGAGGCCCCAGAAGGAAAACGAAUCGAAUUUGAAUUUAUUGAAGACUUCUCUUUCUUGUGCACAUCCACAUGCGUAGAUUACGUCGAAAUGAAAAUCCAGGCUGAUUUACGCAAUACAGGUUUCAGAUGGUGCUGUUACACAAUGCCACAAGGAUCGUUCGUUUCGGAAGUGAACAAAGCGCUUAUAAUAUUUCGUUCGCAACUUAGUAGCGAUGUCGGCUUCAAACUUCAAAUGAGAACAAGUGAGAUUUUCUCUGUCUGAUA
This is a messenger RNA of Strongylus vulgaris, 1286 nucleotides long. NCBI's taxonomy places the organism in Eukaryota, Metazoa, Nematoda, Chromadorea, Rhabditida, Strongylidae. The record is from the annotation of a GenBank genome assembly.